GCUGAAGCUCAAAGACACUGCUGAGUGGAACUGGGACAAGUCACCAGCCUUGUGGAUAGCAUGGUCACUCUGAGCUCCCUUUCCCUCAGAGAGGUGGCAUCUGCAGACUCAGGUUUUCAAGUCUGGUCCUGAGGAACUGGCUGGGGCUCAGAGCUCGCUCAGGGAGAGACAGGGUCUGUGAAGAGAUGUCUGGGUAUUGUUUUACAACUAGGCAAGUACUUCUUCUUUUGAGGGGGUGGUGGUGGGGUUUUUUUCAAAACAGAGUUUCUCUGUGUAGCCCUGGCUGUCCUGGAACUCACUCUGUAGACCAGGCUGGCCUUGAACUCAGAGAUCUGCCUGCCUCUGGAGUGCUGAAUUAAAGGUGUGAGCCACCACUGACCAGCUAGGCAAGUACUCCUUGUGCCUUCCUAGGCAAAUAUGAAAUCCUCCCCCAGCACCUACCUUGGCCCCCCAACUUCCCCCCAAUUCCAGCUAGCUGCAGGAAGGCUGAGCAGACCUACAUAGUUCUCUGUCCAAUGGCCAGGAGAGUCAAAGGCAGUACAGGGCUCAUGUUAGCUCUUUCAAGUUGAAAUUGGAGUCAGCCCCGAUGGACCUCAGAGGGUCACAUUUUGCUCUAGGGGCCACUGACUGGCCCCACAGCAGACCAGGCCUGCUUCCCUGGUUUUUAAAAGCAUGCCCAACAAGGGCGACUUUGGUCUCAGACAUUUGACUCCACAAUCUACUCAUUGUUACCCCGACUGUUUCUGAAGGCCAGCGCUGGUUGAAAUGGUCUUUUGAAAAGGGUUAUAUUCUUUUUAUGUGUGCGACUGUAUGAGUACACGCCACGUGUCUGCAGGUGCCCGAGGAGGCCAGAAGAGGGGAUUUGAUCCCUUCGAGCUGAAGCUACAAGCCGUCGUGAGCUGCCUGGUACAGGCGCUGGGAGCUAGCCUCUGGUUCCCUGGAUGAAUAGCACAUGCUCUUAACUGCUGAGCCAUCCCUCCAGCCACCUCAGAGAAGUCUUAAAGACAUCUUCACAUAUAUUUUUGUACGAAUGCGUAUAUAUGUGUGGGUGAAUGGGUACAGGUGUGAGGGUACACACAUACCACAGGCGCGGUAUAGGGGUCAGAGGACAAGCUGUGGGGGUCAGCUCUCUCCUUCUACCACGUGGGUCCCAGUGAGCCAACUCAGGUGGUCAUGCUCAGCGAUGCUCACCCCUAACUACUGAACCAUCUCUCUGGGGCAAAAAGUCUUUAACUUUACCUUUUUAAAGCCAGCUCUUAAGUUUUUACAUUUCUUAAAUGGAUCAAGUCUAACUCCUUUGGCUUCUACCCACACCAUUAUGCAAAAGCAGGCUGUUCAUUUUUCUGGCCAUUUUCUGUGUAUUCCUACUACCUGCUCUUGUGUCUGUGGUUUAUCUGCCUGGGUGACCAAGUUUGGCAACACUCACCUUGUCUAGUCCCGGCAUCUUACCCUGGACACGUGUUUGGUCUUACUGCUGCUUCAGCUGAAAGACAUUUGGAUGUUAAAAGGUCGUGGAGAAGCCAGCUGGUAGUGGCACACACCAGUUUUGGGGAGGUAGAGUCAGGCAGAUCUCUGAGUUUGAGGCCAGUCUGGUCUACACAGGGCAUUCCAAGACAGCCAGGGCUACCUAGAGAAACCCUGUCUCAACAAAACAAAACAACAACAGCAAAAAGAGUCAGAGAUACAUUUUAAUAUGAGCCUUGAAGGUUGGGCUUGAGUGGGUACAGAGAAGCUGAUAAGGCAAAUACUAUCUAAGUGUCUGGAGGAGGGGCAUAGGCAUGCAUGAGUCAUGGUAUAGAUUUGCAGAACCCAGGGAGGGGAAAAAACUGAUCUGAGAUAGAGAACCCUGCACGCAGAGGAGAAGAACAGGAGCCUAGACGUUGAAGAUGAUUUGUGCACUUGGUGAAAUGGGCCGGGCGUGGGGCUUGGGUGGGAAUGCAGAUUUUCAGUACACCAUGGGCAUGGCCAGUAUAGAGCUCUGUCAAGAGCCUAGGCAACAAGUAAGUGCGUCCCCUCCGACUCCUUUUCCCAGUGGCUUUACAGAGACCAAGCUUUGUCAACUCUUUGAGUGCUAACCGAUACUUGCUCACUCUCGCAUCUUGAGAGCCUGAUGCUCAUUGGCACUCAGGAACUUUUGAGUGCAGGAAAAGAGGGAGAGACAAAGGAAAGAUGCUGCUCUUGGUUCAUUUCUGUUGCUGCUGCCCUUACAAAAGGCAACUUAGAGGAGAGAGAGAUUUGAGUUUAGGCCGGAAUGCUAGGCACAUCUGUUACUGUGGCAGAGCCACGGUGGCAGGGACUUGAAACAGCUGUUGGUGUCAUAUCCACAGUCAAGAGCAGAGGGAAGGGAAUGCAUGCGUGUCUAAUACUCAGCUAGCUCUCUGCUCUUACGUAGUCCAGGGCCCAAGGUCAGGGGAUGGAGCCACCACAUUCUGGCUUGGUCUUCUCCCCAUCAAUUAAGGCAAUCAACAUAUUCCCCCACAGACACACCCACAGGCCAAGCUGAUCUAGACAGUCCCUCCCUAAGACUCUUUCCUGGUAAUUCGAGCUUGGGUCAAGUUGACAUUUAAGCCUAACCCCAGUAGAUAGGUCAACAGCUGGGCCUAGUGAGCAGCUAAGAGCCUUAGAUAAGUGUGGCCGUUGCCUUUCCUGGUCACCUCUGGGGCUCACUCUUCUGUACUUCAACUCUCACGGGUCAACAGCUUGCAGGAAAACUCACUUUUCUACUCUCUGCUGUUUCUAUUGCAUUAGGGAAGCUGACCCUCAAUGCAAGCAAAGACAAACCUGGAUAGUAAGAGCCCAAAAGGAAUGAGAGUUGAGAAGAGGGCCUCUUGGAAGGGAGAGUUGCUGUUCGCCCAGGGCCUUUGUCUCACCCAUGAAUUGUCCCUAGCCACUAGAGUCUAAAUCCGGUGAUGGUUCCGUAAGUGCCCACACCAAAGUUUCCCCUGUGGCUGCACAUUCUUCAGCAGGGCAAUGGCAGGGGACCUGACUCACCAGAAAUAGUUCCUCAGAAUCCUGUCCCUCACCUAGACGCCCCUUGAAUGCUUUAGAAAAUAAAAGCUGGUGUUUCAAAAAGUGCAUCAAGGUAAUGUAAAAACAACAGAUUGACUACGAGUCACCCUAGACCCGUAGCCCUCUAACCACACGUUCUGUUGAUUUUUCGCUGUGUUUCCUUCACGGCCUUUCUUGUGGCUCGCUCUACGCAGCUUGUGUACUUGCUAAGAGCAUUCUCUGUUUUGACGCUGCUCGUACCUAACUCAGUUUUUCCGAGACCCUCUUCUCACAGGCUUGGUUUCACCUCACACCUGCAGUGGGCCAGUUUUCAGUCAGAGGAGAGGCCACAUUUGCUUCCUGUAGGCCCUCUGGUCAGAAGCAUGCAUGGCUGGCUGCUUCUGAUCUGGGUCCAGGGGCUGAUACCGGCUGCCUUCCUCACUUCAGGAGCCACAGCAGGCACAAUAGAGACAAGGGGGAACAUUUCUGCAGAGGAAGGUGGCUCUGUCGUCUUACAGUGUCACUUCUUCUCCAACACAGCGGAAGUGACCCAAGUCAACUGGGAGCAACGGGACCAGCUUCUGGCGGUUUAUAGUGCUGAGCAGGGUUGGCAUGUCACUUCAGUCUUCAGGGAGUGGGUGGUCCCAGGCCCCAGCCUAGGCCUCACCUUCCAGGUGCUGACAGUGAAUGAUACUGGGGAGUACUUCUGCACCUAUUACACCUAUCCUGAUGGGAUUUACAAGGGGAGAAUAUUCCUGAAGGUCCAGGAAAGCUCAGCGGCUCAGGUCCAGAUUCCGUUGCUUGGAGGAGCCAUGGCUGCUGUGCUGGGACUCCUCUGCUUAGUGAUCACAGGGGUGACUGUACUGGCUAGAAAGAAGUCACUUAGAAUCCAUUCUACAGACAGUGGCCUUGGGAGAACGGCAGCUGAGUCCCAGGAAAUGAGCCUCAGGAUUCUCUCGUCCUCUGGAGGCCCUGUCCAGACAGAAGCUGCCCCUGCUGGCCUCUGUGGAGAGGAGGAUGACUAUGCUGAGCCACGAGACUACUUUAACGUCCUGAGCUACAGAAGCCUAGAGAGCUUCAGUGUCCCAGCGAAGAUUGUCUAAGAACAGGUCUAUCCUUCCCUUCCCCCUCCCUCCCUCCCUCCAUCUACCCCCCCCAUGUGUGUUUGUGUCUGUAUUGAUGUCUGUGUUUAGUUAGUGAAUGAAAGGCAACUUCUUUUCAAGCUUCAUUUCUUCUACCCUUCUCUUCCAUUUCUCUGUGACAGACCCAAGGUAAAUAGCUUGUACCUUGAUUAUAAAUGGGAAUUUGAAAAUGAAUUUUUAGUUUAUGUAUAUGACUGUUUGGUCUGCAUAUAUGUGUGCCACAUGUGGAUGGUGUAUGCAGAGGUCAGAAGAGGGUAUCAGAUCUCCUAGAACUGGAGUCAGAGACAGUUGUGAGCUACAGUGUGGGUGCUCAGCAAGUGCUCUUAACAGCUCUCUCCAGUCUGGAUUUUUUUUUUCUUAAACACAAAAUAAAACAAUAAAAACAACCCCAACAUUCCCAUUGACUUUGGAAAUGAAUUGACAUUUGGCUUUGAAUUUAGUGGUCUGAGCAGGUCUUGUGGCUUUGGGAAAUACGUUCCUCAUAAGAACUCAGGCAGAGGUUUUGGCUCCAGGUGCUGAGGCAGAUGAUAAGAAUGGCCACUGGGUUUAUUUCUCAUUGUUAUUUUAUUUUUUAACCAACAAUUCAAGACAUUUAUUUAUGAAUGGGGCAAAGUACAAACCUCUAUGGGAGAUUCAAGGAUGACAGUCUCCGAAAGUGAGGUGACAUUUAUAAUAAGAUGUACUAGGAGAUAAGGAUUCAUGAUUUGGGCCCUUAGGAAAAUAUGCUAAUCAGGGUGUGGUGAAGUCUCCACAGAGAACAGAGGGAUUGAUGAGGCUGGUCUGGUGGGUAGAAGCAUUUUCCUAGGAACUCGAAAGAAUUCAAGGUUGAAAUCCUGUAAGAAAUGCCCUGGCACUCAUGGGCAAUGAAUGUCAGGCUUUCUUCUUUAGCUGGGCAUUUCAGGUCUGCUGAGUUCAGAGUCUAUUAGGACUCCUGGGUCACAGAAUGCCAGGCUCCUCACACUUGUGGUCUGGGGAAGCCCGUCUGGGGAAGAAGCCCUCAGGAAACUCCUGCCCACCUGGGAAGCCACAUCCUGGCACCUGGACCAAGAUAAACCCCCCACUUCUGGAUCAAUCUGCCACUGGACCUUUAAAAAUGGAAACUUUUUAACCACCAAAAGAAAGUCUAAUUUUUUUUUUUAAAAUAAGGACUUCUGAAAACAAAACAAUAGGGUGAGCAUGAUUGAGAAUUUAAAAAAUAAGACCCUCCUUCCUCAUUGCUUAACCUCUUCAUGCUGGGGAUGGAGUGUCUGUGAUUAAAUUAUGUGGAACUGCUUUCAGGCUGGAUCUAAAAAGACGUUGUCCCUUGCUCAUCUCUCUUGGAGAAAUGAGGAGGUUGAAUUCACCUGUGAGUGGUUUUCUUCACAGGCACAGACUGAAGAGAGAGAAGCGAGCUUGUCUCUCUCUACAGGCUUAAGUUAAGCAUUAGCAGGAAGACAAUUCAACUUCUGUCCCUCCUGGGAAUCCCCACCCCACCUCACUUUCCUCUCAGAUGGGUCAUAAGGGGUCAUAACAUUGGUCCAGAGCCCCAGCCCUUGGGAAGAAAGAUAGGUACAGGUGAUGUGGAGUUUGUUGUUUGCUGGGGCAGGCCACAGGACUUGUCUUACAGAACAAAUGCAAAUUGGUUGAAAGUAGAACACAGCUCACAAAUUGGAAAGGAAAUAAAUGUAAUGAUAAAAAGGAGAGGUAAUCUGACUUGGAGGGGAUCGAUUUUGAGCUAAGGCUGGAUUGAGGUUUCAGUGUCACUUAACAUAAUUAUGGUAAUUGGGAAACAUUUACAAAUACCAUGGAUGGAGAGAAAACACAAAGGAGCCUAUAGAUGUCGGAAAUGGGUCAGGUUGCUAAAACAAGAUUCAAUUCUACAGAAAACAAAUUUCAAAGUGGGAAGUGAACUAGAUUCUCUUCUGAGAUCCACAGAAGACAAGUGCUGAAGGUCCAGACUCCUGGAGACACAUGCUGCCCAGGAUAGCAGCCACUUUUUCCAGGUGGCUGUCCCAGUACAGGUGCCGUGAGGUUCACCCCAGAUGGGACUUGCUGUUGUAGGUCUAAAACACACACCAGAUUUUGAAGACAGUAUGAAUCGUAAAUGUAAACUAUCCCAUCUAAUUUAAAAAUAUUCAUUACAUUUCAAAAUGAUGCUUUGGAUAUACUGGGGUUAAAUAAAAUAUAUUAUUACAAACUAAUUCUCUGGCUUCCUUUUGCUUUUUAAACAUGGCUUGUGGAAAUCUAAUUUUGCUUAUGGAGCCCCAUUAUACUUCUAUAAGCUUGAGCCAGCUGGAACCUGGGGUGUGAAUCUGUUGGUCUUUGUCUCUUUCUCCUUCUUUUAAAAUAAUGUUUGAGGAAGUCUCUUCCUCUUACCACAUUUGGUGAGAAGUACAUAGGCAAAGAUCACAGGGAAAAUGAAGGAAGGGCCCCUAAAUGCUGGCAGAAAGGGAUUCCGAGUUCUCCUGGGUGUCUUCCUGAGUUUCCCGAUAGGAGCUGGGGUUCAGGAAAGAAUGCAUUUACUGAUUCCCUGCCCAUGCUCUGAUCCUGGACUCCAUUCAGCUCCAUAAGCCAGAAGACUAUACUGAGAAAUGUUGAGUCAUAGAGCAUUGAGCCCUCAUGAGGAGACAGCACCUUACCUUGCAAUUUUAUUUCAGAAAGUGUCCUUUCUUGGCCUCUGGGCCCUGGGAAUGAACUUUCUGUGAGAAUGUUCUACCUACUGUCCAAUGCGAUGGCCAUUAGCCACAGGAGGCUACAGAGACCUAGAAUCUGGCAAAUGUGACAAAGGAAAUCCAGUGACCUUUAAUUGGCUGGAGCUCCUAAUUCAAGUUGUUGCUGUGUUUCUAGGCAUUGAUGGUUCUGUGGAUCUUUUGACAGAGUUACUGUCAGGAAGAAACACGGAUGUUUUGCUUCCAUUUUGUCCUUCCUCUAAUCAAACAAACCACGAGGUUAAAAGCAGGCUGCACAUUAUUUCCAGUUCUUACCAUGGUGAUCUCAGUUGCCAAGUGGUCCAGUUCACAGCAACAGGGCCAGGGGUGUCAAGAAGUUUGCAGCUUCAAGAGGUUCAUCCAGGAAUCAACUUUCAUCACAAGACUUAUUCUGGAUGACAGUAAUUUCCUGUAAACUGUGAAAGACCCUUCCCUGGGCCUGAAAAUACAACUGAAAGAGAAGCGACUCUAGUGUGCUGUGGAGUAGAAACUGGUCUCAUUGGUCCAACCAUCAGCGACUGUAACGAAGCUGCAUGGUGGUGAGUUAUUCCAUCUCUCAGUCCCUCACUACCAAUAUCUCAUUGUAAAUCAGUAACAGUAAUAUUUGCUUCAAAAGACCUUAAAAGAAUGAGGUCGGGGCAGUUGUUGCUAAGUAGAUAGUAAAGGGCUAAGUUAAAGAUGUUACUGAGUUAUGCCCCCUGAGUACAUGUGCCUGACAUUGCUUAUGGGGUCACAGGGGUCCCCAAUGGAAGAGCAAAGCAUGUUGGGAGGAAACCAAGGAAUCUGG
Messenger RNA from Peromyscus californicus insignis, 7604 nucleotides. It is a transcript of the gene Tigit, whose product is annotated as T cell immunoreceptor with Ig and ITIM domains. Gene Ontology annotation, molecular function: signaling receptor binding. Gene Ontology annotation, cellular component: cell surface. The transcript has 4 exons. The coding region runs from base 3372 to 4091 and encodes 239 amino acids. The record is from RefSeq and is a predicted model, not a curated record. Lineage: Eukaryota; Metazoa; Chordata; Mammalia; Rodentia; Cricetidae. Gene Ontology annotation, biological process: negative regulation of interleukin-12 production; positive regulation of interleukin-10 production; negative regulation of T cell activation.